Messenger RNA from Marmota flaviventris (yellow-bellied marmot), 1411 nucleotides. RefSeq names its product peroxisomal biogenesis factor 7 (gene Pex7). Gene Ontology annotation, biological process: protein import into peroxisome matrix. Gene Ontology annotation, cellular component: cytosol; peroxisomal matrix. The record is from RefSeq and is a predicted model, not a curated record. NCBI's taxonomy places the organism in Eukaryota, Metazoa, Chordata, Mammalia, Rodentia, Sciuridae. Gene Ontology annotation, molecular function: protein binding.
GGGAGUCGCCUCUGUGCACCUCCGACUGGGGACUGCUUCCGCGGCCGGGUCGGCAAGGCGGGAGGGAUGAGCGCGGCGCGGACGCUGCGGGUGCCGGGCCGUCACGGCUACGCCGCGGAGUUCUCCCCGUACCUGCCCGGCCGCCUGGCCUGCGCCGCCGCGCAGCACUACGGCAUCGCGGGCUGUGGAACCCUACUGAUAUUGGAUCACAGUGAAUCUGGUCUUAGAAUUUUUAGAAGCUUUGACUGGAACGAUGGCUUGUUUGACGUGACUUGGAGUGAGAACAAUGAACAUGUCCUUGUCACCUGUAGUGGUGAUGGCUCGCUGCAGCUCUGGGACACUGCCAAAGCCACAGGGCCACUACAAGUCUAUAAAGAACACACUCAAGAGGUAUAUAGUGUUGAUUGGAGCCAAACCAGAGGUGAACAGCUUGUGGUGUCUGGCUCAUGGGAUCAGACUGUCAAAGUGUGGGAUCCAACUGUUGAAAAGUCUCUGUGCACCUUUAGAGGUCAUGAAAGUGUCAUUUAUAGCACAAUCUGGUCUCCUCAUAUCCCUGGUUGUUUUGCUUCAGCUUCAGGUGAUCAGACUCUGAGAAUUUGGGAUAUGAAGGCAACAGGAGUCAGAAUUGUGAUUCCAGCACAUCAGACAGAAAUUUUGAGCUGUGACUGGUGUAAAUACAAUGAGAAUUUGCUGGUGACAGGAGCAGUAGAUUGUAGUUUGAGAGGCUGGGACCUAAGGAAUGUGCGACAACCAGUGUUUGAACUUCUUGGUCACACCUAUGCUAUUAGGAGGGUGAAAUUUUCACCAUUUCAUGCUUCAGUGCUGGCCUCUUGCUCCUAUGAUUUCACUGUAAGAUUCUGGAACUUUUCAAAGCCUGAUCCUCUUCUUGAAACAGUAGAGCAUCAUACAGAGUUUACAUGUGGUUUAGAUUUCAGUCUUCAGAGCCCCACUCAGGUAGCUGACUGUUCUUGGGAUGAAACAAUAAAGAUAUAUGAUCCUGCUUGUCUUACUAUUCCUGCUUGAGAUACACGGCUGUGGUCAGAAAAAAUGUUGACUGGAGAACUGCUUAAACUGCAACUGACUUAACUAUUGAAAACAUAGAUGUUUUGCGUUUAUAUGCUAUUCAGAUUUCAAAUUUUCCCAGACUUACUCUGGAGUCAGUUUUGAGGCAGCUGAUAAAGACUUGGGCUCACUCUUUAAGCUUGGUACAUAAGUCAUGUUUCUUAUAAUCCUAAGAAAUAAUUGAUGUUAUAGUAUAUCUUAUAAUAUCAAUUAGAAUAUAAUCUCUGUAUUAUAAAAUGGAUUAAAAUAUGGGAGAUGAGAUUAUGUGAAUAGUGAUAUAUUUUUAAAUUUUUCAUUUUUGAUGUGAAAUAUAAAUCAUUGCUAUUAAUAAAAAUCAAAAUAAAUUGCA